CCCGCGGCCCGCGCCCGGCGGCAGCAUGAGCCAGGCCGAGCUGUCCACCUGCUCGGCGCCGCAGACGCAGCGCAUCUUCCAGGAGGCCGUGCGCAAGGGCAACACGCAGGAGCUGCAGUCGCUGCUGCAGAACAUGACCAACUGCGAGUUCAACGUGAACUCGUUCGGGCCCGAGGGCCAGACGGCGCUGCACCAGUCGGUCAUCGACGGCAACCUGGAACUCGUGAAGCUGCUGGUCAAGUUCGGCGCCGACAUCCGCCUGGCCAACCGCGACGGCUGGAGCGCGCUACACAUCGCCGCGUUCGGCGGCCACCAGGACAUCGUGCUCUAUCUCAUCACCAAGGCCAAGUACGCGGGCGGCGGCCGGUGAUGCCUGCCCGGACCCGGACGCGGGCCUCGAGCGUGUCGUCUGCUGUACCUUCCCGCCAACUACCUCGGUGCGCACCGGGCUCCCCGGCCCAGAGGCCACGACGAGUCUGGCGCGCGCGUCCGCACCCACGGGGGCCGCGCGGCGCCCGCUGCCAGGGGUCGACGCCCCCGCGCGGCCGACCGGACCCGGGCGGAGGGCUUCCCACGGCCCCGCCCGCCGCCUCGUGGUGGUGGGGGGGCGUUGUGCGGGAGGUGGGGGCGGGGCGCGGGCUGCAGCCCCUUUGAAAUUUGAGUCUCGCUACCAGCAAGUUCGGAGUUCCCGAGACACCGGAUCCUCCGGGCAGAAUGUUUUCUCCCGAAGGUGGAAAGCGGGCGGCGGGGACGCCGGGCUCUGGGCGCCCCGCCGCCCGCAGAACCCGCGGCUGAAGCCCGCAGUCGCCUAGGGGCCACGGCGGGGCGUCUGCGGCCCGGACGCGCGAUGGUGGAGACGCUUCGCUGAUCCUGGGGUUCUAAACUAUUUAUCAUGUGUGUGUAUAUUUGUGGGUGAAGUUUGUGCGCCUGAUUUUUUUUUGUUUUUUUUUGUUUU
Lontra canadensis (Northern American river otter) is the source of this 955-nucleotide messenger RNA. RefSeq names its product NOTCH regulated ankyrin repeat protein (gene NRARP). Gene Ontology annotation, cellular component: cytoplasm. Gene Ontology annotation, molecular function: protein binding; phosphatase regulator activity; enzyme inhibitor activity. The record is from RefSeq and is a predicted model, not a curated record. The coding region runs from base 26 to 370 and encodes 114 amino acids. The transcript has a single exon. Lineage: Eukaryota; Metazoa; Chordata; Mammalia; Carnivora; Mustelidae.